Messenger RNA from Corticium candelabrum, 589 nucleotides. Its product is annotated as large ribosomal subunit protein eL21-like. Bases 63 to 545 code for a protein of 160 amino acids. Gene Ontology annotation, cellular component: ribosome; cytosolic large ribosomal subunit. Gene Ontology annotation, biological process: translation. Lineage: Eukaryota; Metazoa; Porifera; Homoscleromorpha; Homosclerophorida; Plakinidae. The record is from RefSeq and is a predicted model, not a curated record. Gene Ontology annotation, molecular function: structural constituent of ribosome. The transcript has 6 exons.
AUCUACGCAUGCGCACGUAGCACGUGUUUUUGUCUGCCUUCUUCUCGAGAAUAAAAUAGACAAUGCCGAACACAAAGGGAUACCGGCGUGGUACUCGUUACAUGUUUUCGAAGCGAUUCCGUCAUCACGGGCCACUUCUGACAUCAAUUUAUCUCAAAGUAUUCAAAGUAGGAGACAUCGUUGAUAUCAAGGGAUGUGGUAGCAUACAGAAGGGCAUGCCACACAAGUUCUACCACGGAAAAACAGGCAAAGUGUUCAACGUCACCAAACGAGCCAUCGGUGUCGUCGUCAACAAACAAAUCAGGAAUCGCAUUAUUCCUAAGAGAAUCAACGUGCGGAUAGAACACGUGAAGCACAGCAAGUGUCGUGAUGACUUUCUCAAACGAGUGAAGGAGAAUGAAGAGAAGAGGAAAGCAGCGAAGGCGAAAGGAGAAUAUGUACAACUCAAGAGACAACCUGUUGGUCCAGUAGCUGGUCAUUUUGUCAGCACAAAGAACAAUGUGCCGGAAGUGGUUGUACCUAUUCCUUAUGAGUUUGUAGCCUGAUGACAUUAUGAAUAGAAACAUCAAUAUAUCAAGUCUUACAUUAA